This is a messenger RNA of Capsicum annuum, 1736 nucleotides long. Its product is annotated as receptor kinase-like protein Xa21. Gene Ontology annotation, biological process: protein phosphorylation. Bases 98 to 1663 code for a protein of 521 amino acids. Gene Ontology annotation, molecular function: protein kinase activity; protein binding; ATP binding. The record is from RefSeq and is a predicted model, not a curated record. The transcript is spliced from 2 exons. NCBI's taxonomy places the organism in Eukaryota, Viridiplantae, Streptophyta, Magnoliopsida, Solanales, Solanaceae.
UCCAGAGGCGGUAUGCCAUUUGACUAACUUGGUUGAAUUAAGUCUAGAUUUUAAUGAACUCUCUGGAUUAAUUCCAGAAUGUUUAGGAAAUCUUAGCAUGCUACAAAAGGUUUCUUUGAGUUCUAACAAAUUAUCAUCGAAGUUUCCUUUGAUGCUUUGGAAAAUGAGUGGUCUUCUUAGUCUAGAUGUGUCACAGAAUUCAAUAGAGGGAGAAGUUCCAUCGGAUAUUGGAGGACUAAAAGCUUUGUUAUAUCUUGAUCUUUCUGCUAAUCACUUUUCAGGAAUGAUACCAAGCAGAGUGGGGGAACUUCAAAAUCUACAAUCUCUUGACCUGUCGAACAAUUCAUUUUUUGGCCAAAUUCCAUUAUCCUUUGCUAACUUGAUAAGCCUGGAGUUCUUGGAUUUGUCUUUGAAUGCUUUGUCAGGUACUAUUCCUAAGUCCAUGGAAAGACUCUCAUACCUUAAAAGCAUUAAUGUUUCCUUUAAUGAUUUAGAAGGUGAAAUACCCAGUGGUGGUGUGUUUGUGAAUUCCACUCGACAAUCAUAUCUCGGGAACAAAGGUUUAUGUGGAGUGCACAUAUUGGAGGUUCCUGCUUGCGCUAAUCCUGGACAACAUUCAAAGUCUAAGUAUCUUGUGCUAAAAGUUGUUACUCUCGUGGUUAUUUCAUCUUUUCUGAUAUUCUUGUUGGUUUCAGUUUGGAUAAUGAAACGACUGAAGAAAGGAAAGUCCAAAGAUGUGGAAAUGGUACCGGAGAUCAGGAUUCAUCAAUUAGUUUCUUAUCAUGAGAUUCAACGAGCAACAAAUUAUUUUGAUGAGUCAAAUUUAAUUGGUGUCGGAAGUUCUGGCUCUGUUUACAAAGGCACAUUAUCUAGUGGAAUUGUGGUAGCCAUAAAGAUUUUGGAUUUGGAAUAUGAGGAAGUAUGCAUGAGGUUUGAUACUGAAUGUGAAGUGAUGAGAAAUGUUAGGCACAGAAAUCUUGUGCCUGUGAUCACUACAUGUUCUAAUGACUAUAUAAGAGCCUUUGUUCUCCAAUAUAUGUCUAACGGGAGCCUUGAGAAUUGGUUUUACAGAGAAGAUAUCCAGUUGAACCUUCUUCAAAGAGUAAAUGUAAUGCUUGAUGUAGCUAUGGGAAUUGAAUAUCUACAUCAUGGUCAUGUCACUCCAAUAGUUCAUUGUGACCUAAAGCCAGCCAACAUUCUUUUGGAUGAUGAUAUGGUGGCUCAUGUUGGUGAUUUUGGCAUCUCUAAAAUUUUAGCUGUAAGCAAGUCCAUGGCAUAUACUGAGACAUUGGGCACUCUUGGUUAUAUCGCACCAGAAUAUGGCUCGGAGGGAAUAGUGUCCACUAAUGGGGAUGUUUAUAGUUAUGGCAUCGUGUUGAUGGAGGUUUUGACCAAAAGAAGGCCAACAGAUGAAGAGAUAUGUAAUGAAAAUCUUGACUUGAGGAAAUGGAUAAUGCAAUCAUUUUCAGGGUCUAUGGUGGACGUUAUAGAUGACAAUCUUUUUCCUAAGGAAGCGCAAAUCACUUCUAAAAGUGAAAUCUGCAUAGCCUCAAUGGUAGAAUUGGCUUUAGAUUGCACAAUGGAAAUGCCAGAAUCAAGAAUAACCAUGAAAGAUGUAGUCAAGAGGCUUAACAAAAUCAAGAACACAUUUCUGGAAAGAUAGAAGCUAGUAUCUCUUCCAGCGGUGUUGUUUCUCAGCAGCAAGUAAAUAUGUUGUUUUUUUAGUAAAGGUUUUG